GUGCACAUGUCGCGUACUAUUGUGUGUUGACCUUUACAAAAUAUUGUAUUGCAUAUAUAAUCAUCUAAGACACGAUUUUCACGUGCUUUUUUCAUUUCGAUUUAAAAACAAAAGUUCAAAGAGUGAUAUAAAGAGUUUUUUCAUCUAAAAUGAAGUUCAAAUUUCGUAAUGAAUUAAAGAUAUGUUUGUCAGAGUACAACACGAAAACAAACCAUCGGAGAGGAACUCCAUCAAUUCGAAUGAUGUAUUUUCUAAUGGUGAUUGUAAUAUUGAAUGUGGUAAUGCCUGUUUGUUGGGGAUUUCGUUGUGAUCGUAUACCGAAGGGACGUGUACCGCCACAAAGUACUCCCGAUGGACGAUUUGAAGUCAAAAUAUCAGGAAAUCCAACACUAUAUGUACCCGGUCAAGUUUAUACUGUGAGCAUUGAAGGAAAAACCACUGGAUUAGCACCAAAUCAAUUUAUUGGAUUCAUGUUGGUAGCACAACCAAAAGAUACUACACCACAAACAUAUGGCAUAUCGUUGGGCUCGUUUGAACCAACAGAUUCGCUAGCAAAGUAUCAUGAUCGUUGUCAAAAUUCUAUAAUGCAUUCAAGUCAAGUGCCAAAAACUAAAGUUCAGGUUUAUUGGACAGCGCCACCAUCAGGUAGUGGAUGUGUUACAAUUAAAGCAACGGUUGUCGAGAACAAAGACUUAUGGUAUAAGGAUGGUAUAUGGCUAAAAAAGGAUUUAUGUGAGGAUUUAGAGGAAUCACCUGAUGUUCAACCACCAGUUGUCGAUCGGUGUUGCGCUUGUGACGAAGCUAAAUAUGAAAUGAUAUUUGAAGGUUUAUGGUCACGACAAACACAUCCAAAAAAUUUUCCAAAUAAUAGUUGGGAAGCUAAAUUUAGUGAUGUUAUUGGUGCUUCGCAUUCAGCCGAGUAUCAAUUUUGGCAAUACGGGAAAUCCGCUGGUGAAGGUCUACAUGAAGUUGCAGCAAAUGGCACAACGAAAAUGCUGGAAAGUGAAUUCAAGAAUGUGAGUAACCACAUACGAACAAUAAUUAAAGCACGAGGUAUUAGUUAUCCUAAUGUGACAGCAAAAACAUUCGCUGUAUUCCGUGUGAACAAUAAACAUCAUUUAAUAUCGUUGGUAUCAAAAAUAAUACCAUCACCAGAUUGGAUUGUGGGCGUAUCAAGUUUAGAAUUAUGUUUGGCAAAUUGCAGUUGGGCUGAGAAAAAAGAAUUGAGCUUAUAUCCAUGGGAUGCUGGUACGGAGGAUGGUAUAUCAUAUAAGUCAAAUCCAAUACCAACAUAUCCACGUGAUAUAAUUCGUAGAAUCUCCACAAGUUUUCCAGCCAAUCCAGAUUCACCAUUUUUCGAUGAUCAAGGUGGUAAAAUGCAACCAUUAGGCAGAUUAUACUUAACACGACAACGAUUGUAUGAAAAAACAUGUGAUACAGACGUAGGCGAACCAGAUGGAGACGAGGACUCACUUAAUACAGGACCGUGUAAAGUGGGACCCUGGAAGGAUAUAUCAUCAUGUUCUGUAUCAUGCGGCCGCGGAACAAAACAACAACGGCGCUUUUAUGUUAAUGAAAUAUCAUCCAGAAUACGUAAUUGCAAACGUGUACUAUUCAAGGAAGUGAAAUGUAUACGUCCAUGUAAUACUGGUAUUACAGAAGUCAGUAACGAUCCAUACUGUCAAUUAACUGAGUGGUCUGAAUGGUCUUCAUGUAGUGCAACAUGUGGAGAAGGUACACGAACUAGAGAUCGAACUUACGUUCAUAGAAACGGGCAAAAACUUUGCACUAAAGGAAAAUACUUUUUACCAGUCCUUCAAGACAAUGAACAAUGCACUGGUGAAAAAGGUGAAUGUGAUGAAAAUGAAAAUGUAGAAGUCUAUGAAAAAGAAGGUUGUGAAAUGUCACUGUGGACAAAUUGGACACCGUGUUCAAAGUCAUGUGGCAAAGGGAUCAAAACACGAAGACGAACAAAAUUCGAAAGAUUUGAUAGUUAUCCGCAUAGGCGAUCUCCACAUCGUAGGCAUACACGGCAUCGCAGACAAGACGAUGGAGAUGAUGAAAAUGGCAGCGAUUACGAUGAAGCAGAUGCUUGUGAUGGCGUCAAAACUUAUGAGCAAGUUGAAUGUAUUGCAACUUCACCAUCAUGUGAUGUCGAUGCCGAACAAUCAAGAGAAAUAUGUGAGCAACAAAGGGAUAGUGGCGACUGUGGUGGGGGUGAUUUCAGAACUUAUGAAAAAUGGUACUUUGAUUCCCUACUAGCACAAUGUCAAGUAUUUAACUACACUGGUUGCGGUGGGAAUCGAAAUAAUUUUGAUUCAAGAGACGAGUGCGAAUCAAUAUGUUCCACUUAUGAAUAUAAGCUAAAGUUAAAUCGUACAGCACAUAAAAAGCAACUGGGAGUUUCACUUUCUAGUGUGUUAACAUAUAACAUGCAAAUGCAGGAUGAGGCAGAUCCAAUAGAUUCUGGCAAAUUCGUAGUGGGAAAUCAAAUAUUAGAUAGUUCAUUAUUUGGAGGGAAUAAUAAUCGCUAUGCAACUGUAAGAUAUCCACAAGAACAAGACACUAAUCACAUAGAUCAAGCUUAUCAAGAAACAGAUGAUUCGGUAAAUUCGAAUGAAGUAAUUGAUUGUAAAACAUCAUUAUGGUCAGAAUGGAGCGAGUGUAAUGCAAACUGUGGAAAUGGGUAUCAGCAUACAGCAAAAGGAUACCAGCAUAGAUAUCGAAAAAUUGUGGAAUAUCCGGCCAAUGGCGGUAAACCAUGUCCAAAAAAAUUAACCAGAAAGCGUAAAUGUGAAAUACAAUGCAAUUCUGGUGGAAAUUAGACAACGAAGUAUAUCGAGAUCCACUAACGCCGACAUGGGGGCCACCAUAAUUAACGACAAUGAAUAAAAAUACGAGUGUACAUGGUGUAAAUAUUAUAUACAAGAAGAUUUUGAAAUACAAUUAUGUCGAUAAUAAGUAAAUUUUUAUAAGAAUUAACUAUGUUUUCUAAAGCUAAUUACAAAAUUUUGACUUGGAAUUGGACAUCAAAGAAUUGUAAAAUAUACACUUAGAAGCCAAAUUCGACAAUCAAUAAGUUACAAUAAUUAUAGAAUUCUAGUUAAAAAUGAAUGUUUUGUCUAGUGGAUUAAAUUGUCUUGUGGUUAAAAAUG
Messenger RNA from Chrysoperla carnea, 3155 nucleotides. RefSeq names its product spondin-1-like. Gene Ontology annotation, molecular function: serine-type endopeptidase inhibitor activity. Gene Ontology annotation, cellular component: extracellular matrix. Lineage: Eukaryota; Metazoa; Arthropoda; Insecta; Neuroptera; Chrysopidae. The transcript is spliced from 14 exons. The record is from RefSeq and is a predicted model, not a curated record. The coding region runs from base 150 to 2825 and encodes 891 amino acids. Gene Ontology annotation, biological process: cell adhesion.